Messenger RNA from Dreissena polymorpha, 4785 nucleotides. RefSeq lists its product as uncharacterized. The record is from RefSeq and is a predicted model, not a curated record. Gene Ontology annotation, molecular function: zinc ion binding; protein kinase activity; ATP binding. The coding region runs from base 49 to 1971 and encodes 640 amino acids. Gene Ontology annotation, cellular component: chromatin; plasma membrane; nucleoplasm. Lineage: Eukaryota; Metazoa; Mollusca; Bivalvia; Myida; Dreissenidae. Gene Ontology annotation, biological process: protein phosphorylation; positive regulation of DNA-templated transcription. The transcript has 17 exons.
UAGUAAUAAUUAUUAUCGAUAUCAUAUAUUAUUGCAGAAAUCAGUGAAAUGGACGGAAAACUUGAAAUGCAUGGUGGUUUGAAUGAGAGCGAAGUCGAAGAGAUUGCAUCACAUUUACAAGAUGGCAGAUUAGUUGAACUUAGCAAAUCUUUUCUCAUGGGGAUAAAAAAUUGUUCCGACCUAACGAACAAGGGUGGUGGUUUCGGUAAAAUAUAUAUUUCUCGCGUUCCUAUUCCUGGAUUCAAACACAGACUUGUCCUAAAGGAAAUUGGAGGAGAUAAUGAGAAUUCAAAGUCUCAAACGCAACUUUUUGGGUCCGUUAAAAAUGAGAAGCUGGCAUCACGCGUGAGACACUUUGCUAUCGUUCCACUGUUGGCAUACCACGAUGAUCUGUCGAUAGGUGUAUGUUACUUGAUUUCACCGUAUUUUGAAAAUGGUGAUCUGUUCGAUGCACUUCGAUCCGACAACGGAGACAACGUUCUUCUUGACUGGAAAACAAGGCUGAAAGUGAGCUACCAGAUAGCAUGUGGAAUAGACUACAUGCAUACAAGUAAUUCGUUUCGGGGAACCAUUCUACAUCUGGACAUCAAGUCAAAGAACAUCGUGCUUGAUAACAAAUUCAACGCUAGGUUGAUAGAUUUUGGCUUGUCAAGGGAGUCAAUGACAGGAAGUAAUAUAACAACAGCGCCUUUAGCAGGAACCGAAUUAUACCGUCCACCAGGUGUUCACAAAACGAGCCCUUUACUGGAUUAUUAUGCUUUCGGUGUUGUUAUUCGGGAACUUUUAACCGGCCUAGGUCCUGAGGGAACAUGUCGUUCUCAGACACCACUGGGACGGUUGGACAUGGUGAAUUUUGAAGAUGUGAUACAGAGACGUAUAUGGACAAUUGAUUAUGUCUGGAAGAGUGUGUCCAGUAUAGCAAGUCGAUGCAUAUCUAGCGUAGAUGAUGACGAAACAAGUGGUCAAAUAUCAUCAGCUUUAAUACGCACAUCAUUGAAGUCGAUUUUAAUCAAAGAAUCAAUACAAAAGUGGUCGGUCUUGGAUGACAAUAACUGCGAAAUAUGUAUAGUUAAUGGACAAUUGGAAAAAGAAGAUAUUUCCUUUCGCCGAGUAUCAGAAAUAAAUCAUUCUAACUGCGCAACAAAAAUCAAAAUAUGUUGUGCCUGCAUGAGGAAUUCGUACAUAAAUCCAGUAAAGUGUCAGGAGUGCGAUAACGAGAUCAAAUCUAUCAUAGGAGAUGGAUGGGGCGCCAUUUUAAUAGCUGGAUUCGACGAAGACAACGAUUCGUUUCGAAAUGAUGUGAUGAUGUUCGCACAAGCUAUAUCAUCGAAAGUUCUGCCAUCGAUGUGUGUAAGCACUGUGAUCACAAUUGAUUCGGCAACGCAAACAACAGAACCUGUGUCAGUCCGGAUUGAUGAUGCAUUUAAUACGGUUAUGAGACACAAUGUUCACACGUUGGUGUUUCUCUACUCAGGACACCACGGCAACGACGGAUUUAAAGUUGGCAUGAAUGAAUAUGUCAGCAUGCAACACAUUAACAGAAAAAUACAAGAAUGUACACACGUUGAAAAAGUCAUAGCAUUUGUGGACUGUUGCCAGCCAGAAAUAUUCAGAGUAAAAGAAGAACGACGUCUCAUUCAAUUCAACGCAACUGCGAGUACGGAUACGGCCAUAUCUUUACGAAACGAAGGAAGUCCUUUUACGAAGUUGUUGGUACAGGCUUUCACGAUGAAAGCUUCAGGUGGCAAAUGUGCUUUGCCGCAUUGUGAAUGUCGCAUAGAUGGACCCUUUAUAACAAUCGAUUCGUUAUCGCAUUACAUUGAGAUACACAGACAAAACGGACUUUUGCGUGGCAUGGAACCUGACAAGAGCUUGAUGAAAAUUAAUUGGCAAAAUGAAUGCCUUGCCUACAAUUACUCAUACAAAGUGGCAUUUCGUUUCGACAUUGUACUUCCUGAACCGUUUACGUAAAACACACAUACGAGGUUCUGGCAACAACUGUGAACGACUAUGAUGCCCUGAUACAAACGAUCCUAUUUCCGAGAUUUGCUGACUUAUUGGGAGAACAACUUAAUGUGCAUCAAAAGUCAAUGUCACAUGCAGACAAGAAUGCCGAUUGCUUGUGCAUUGUUUAUGAUACGGGUCCCAAAUGGUGUGAAGAAGUAGACAACAUUGAAAAACUUGUGCUUGCUUGGAACUCGAAGCGUUUGUUGUGCUGCAAGCUACGAUUCUCACUGACAGGCGAUUGUCAUAAACCGUCCGGUUUUUUCUUGAAAAACGGUAAAUCUGUCAAGGAUUGCAUGCACGAAAAGAAAGAAUUUGAGUUGACAGAAAUGGAGAGUUUCAUAAAGGAUUUACAAGAUAAAAGGAAUAAGUGCGACACUGACACAGAACAAGCGUUAACCGUUUUCAUUUCAAACAUGUCUUCAUUUAUUCAUGGCUGCAAACGGAACAAGCUGAAGCAUCAAAUAAUACAAAUUCGCUUCAUUGAUCUCUUUGAUGAAUGUACAAGCUGCGUGGUUCAACUUUUGAUCGUCAAUCCAGUGGACAUGAAUGGAAUGGACAAAUGCUCGGAGCAUGGUAAAGGAUUCGAGUUUUACUGUGAAGAUCAUUUCAAGCUCUGCUGUACUACCUGCGUUAUAGCACACCGGAAGUGUGACAAAUUGGAUGACAUAGCCAGCAUUUCCAGGCAAAAAUUAGCACAGCUGCACGGAUUGAAACCAUCCUUGUUAAAAUUGAAAUCCGAUGCUGACGCUUUUGUUGCCGAAUGUAAGCACUCAGAAGAAGAGUUGAAUGCAUCAGUUGAAGACGUAUCCAAAGAUGUCAAUGAAAUGACAGAUCGAAUGAUAAAACUCUUUGACGCUGCGAAACAAGAAUGGCUUACCGAAGCAAACGCUUUAAAGAGUGAAGAAGUGAAGAGACUGAGUAUAAUGCAAUCUGUCUCUACAAAAAUUAUGGAAGAAAUAAUUCAACUGUUUCCUAUGUGGUCUUCUAUUGCAGACCUAGGUUCACCUCAGCAAAUGUUUAUAUUAUCUAAACAGGUUGAGGAGAAAAUUAAAAAUAUCGAAUCCAUAAUAAAAGAACAACGAAUUACGCAAGUUUCAUCAAAAUUGGCAUUGUCGUAUACGGGAAAGCUGUCGUCGAUUCUUGAAAUGGGAAAACAAUUCAUGAAAGUGAAUUUGGAACGAAAAGGAAAUCCCAGUUCCAUCAGUUCACUAUCCCAGUCGAGGCCAGUCACCCUGGAGCUGAUCGUGUCAUUGAAUCUACCAAAGUCUGAAGAUAAUGAACGCGAACCUUUGCUCUCUGGACUAGACUUCCUGUCGGACGGAAGACUGGUAGCUUUGGAUAAUCUUAACAAGAAAUGUAUGAUACUGAACGAAGGGCUGAGGAGACUCGGACCACCAUACACGUUAAAGUCAUACCCCAAAGAUGUAGCAGUUUUGUCUAAUAGUGAAAUAGUAGUGACAUGUUUUGAAUGUUUACUUUUUUUAUCAGUGAGUUCAGACAAUGUCAUCAGUCUGACUAGGCAAAUUAAAACAUCGUCGAGUUUCUCCUCUAUAUGCUGCAAGACGCCAACACAAAUGGUCGUGAGUACGAGCGAUGAUAUCCGUAAUGUUAGAAUGAUAUCUGUGGACGGAGUUGAGACUGACUUUCAGCAAGUGGAGUUUCCAAAGAAGACGUAUAAAUUAGGCGAUCGUUUGAGUGCGUAUGUCCAGUCCAAGAACACGUUAGUACUGACUGACUAUUACGCUAACACAGUGUACAUGUACGACACCGUGAAGGGCACGUCAGUCACUAUUGGGAACAUACAGAAACCACGUAGUGCCUGUGUCGGACCAGGUGAUACGGUCAUGGUGUGCAGUGAAAAUAAGAACUCCGUUGUGCACCUGACUGUACACGGUGACUUCCUGGGUACAUACACCGUGGGUAUGAAGUACCCAUGCAGCAUAUGCGUGUCUAGGGAUAGGGCUAGGCUGGCGGUGUCUAACUGUGCUAUUGGUGACAGAAAACUUCAGCUAUAUAAGAUACUACCAACACUCAAUAACUAGAAUGUGAUCACAGAUCAGCUGCUAUCUAUGUGGCCAUUGAACUUCAUCAUUGAUCAGCAGUUGGCGGUUUGUUGAAGUAUGUGUUUGAUCAAAGGACGGUUACAAAUACAUUGAUGUAAAUGAUUUUAAUAAGUUUGUACUAAUAAUAGUAAUAGUGACAGUAUUAUUCAUAAUAGUGUCGUUAACAAAAGGAAUGUACACAUAUAAUUAUUUUGAAGAAUUACGUGCCAUUUACACAAUAUAAUGUUUAAAUUCCACGUAGAAAUGCACACAUUGUGAGGAAUUGCUAAUUUGAAUUUAGCUGUUUGCUCGCGCAUUGUUUUAACAUUUCAACAAUUUGACCAUCAUCGGCUAGACUUCAGGCAAAAUUACGGUAUUAUAAUAAAUGAUUGUAUAGAUAAUGCUUAACUUUUAUUUUUAGUUACCAAAGGUAUAUCUUUAUCGUAACUACAACUGAAUUUCGAUAUUUUACUAACUUAAGUACAAAAAUGUGAAUCACCCAAAAAUGUAUCCACUUUAUUUAUUUAUUUAAAUGAAAUACAUACUAUCAAGUCAUGGAUAUAACUCAAAUGUUUGAUUGAAUCGUUUCUUUUUGCCCCUGAACGUAGUUCACAAUAUGUUACUGUAUGCACGCGUAUAUGUUCUUUUAACACAAAUAUUUAUGUGCAUCUCUACGUCAUACUAUUUGUGCUUCUUUGCUUUUCACGUAGUGGACACGAACGGUUUUGACACUAAA